AUGGCUGGCCAGGUCGACUACGAGAUAAACAAAAGAGGGGGUGCACCGUAUGUUUUUCGCUUGAAUGGCCAAAACUAUCAUCAAAUUGGCACAUUGCUACCUAAAGAUAGUGGAGAUAAUGGUUGCACGCCAAAGUUUGCUCAAUUGUACAUUUAUGAUACAGAAAAUGAGGUCAAAAACAGAAUGCAGGCUUCAACCUCAAAGGAAAGGAAAACACAACUAGAUGAAGGCAUCGUGUCUAGAUUAUUGGAGAUGCUUGAUGAGAACAACGAGUUAGUGAAAUCAUUCCGUAUGGCAAGGGAUAGAUACCAAGAGUCAGAUCUCGAAAAUGUUAGGUUGCGAUUAAUUGGUAAAAGGUCCAGCGAUGGAAGACAAUACAACCUACCAACUGCAUCUGAAAUAGCUGCACUCAUUGUUGGGGAACAAACAGGAGAAAAUGUUGGCCGGGAUAUAAUAGUAGAAAAUAAAGACAAACAACUCCAGAGAAUUUCAGAACUACAUCCAAGCUUUAUGUCUAUGCAAUACCCAUUAUUAUUCCCGUACGGAGAAGACGGAUUCAGACCAGAAAUAAAAUUAGAAAAAACAAAGGGUGGCGAAGGAAAGAGAAAGCAUGUUACCAUGAUGCAGUAUUAUGCAUAUCGCAUCCAGCAACGAGUGAACCAGUCAGUAGUCUUGCAAACGAGUGGCAAGUUGUUCCUUCAGUUCAUUGUUGAUGCAGCAACAUGCAUUGAGCAAUGGAGGCUUCAUCAUAUAAUGGAAGUCCUAGGAAUAAACAGCAGUAUUACCACGACGCAAUGGCGAUAUGUCGGUGGGCUGGAUAUCCAGAUCUGUUUAUCACUUUCACAUGCAACCCAAAGUGGCCAGAAAUACAGACCAUGUUGGACUUCCUUGAUGCACGAUACCUAUCUGCAGGUGAAGCAUCUUGGCGUAUAUUUGGAUUUGAACUUCAGCAUCGGCAGCCUUCUGUACAGAGACUGCAAUUCCACCUUCAAGAUGAACAAAUGGUUGUGUUCCCGGACUCAACUGAUAUUGAGCAAAUCGUACAUAGAACUGGGGGAAGAACUGCACAUUCAAGAUUUCGCAUCCCACUCAACAUCAUUAAUGAGUCCACAUGUGACAUCAAGCAAGGAUCUUGUCUUGCAGACCUGCUAA
Messenger RNA from Triticum turgidum subsp. durum (durum wheat), 1152 nucleotides. Lineage: Eukaryota; Viridiplantae; Streptophyta; Magnoliopsida; Poales; Poaceae. The record is from the annotation of a GenBank genome assembly.